AUGAUGCUCACUGCACCUGGCGCUGGAAUUAUCAUAUUAUUUGCUUGGCUCUCUCCAAGUAACGCUCUCUAUUUUCACAUUGGAGAGACGGAGAAAAAAUGCUUUAUAGAGGAAAUUCCAGAUGAGACUAUGGUUAUUGGGAAAUACAGGACCCAGCUGUGGGACAAGCAGAUGGGAUCCUUCCUCCAAGCCACCCCUGGCCUUGGAAUGCAUGUGGAAAUCAAAGAUCCGGAUACUAAGAUAAUUCUGUCUCGUCAGUAUGGGUCAGAUGGACGGUUCACCUUUACUUCCCAUACACCAGGCGAGCACCAGAUCUGCCUGCACUCCAACUCCACCAAGAUGGCCCUUUUCGCUGGCGGCAAACUGAGAGUCCACCUGGAUAUUCAGGUUGGUGAACAUACCAACAACUACCCCGAAAUCGCAGCAAAAGACAAGCUCACAGAGCUGCAAUUAAGAGCUCGACAAUUACUGGACCAAGUAGAACAAAUCCAGAAAGAGCAGAACUAUCAGCAGUAUCGUGAGGAGCGGUUCCGCAUGACGAGUGAGAGCACCAAUCAGCAUGUGCUUUGGUGGUCUAUAGCUCAGACACUUAUCCUCAUCGUCACUGGCAUCUGGCAGCUCAAGCACCUCAAGAGCUUCUUUGAGGCCAAGAAGUUGGUGUAAUGCUCACAGGACAUCACUGAUUGAGUUCAAGACAGGAGUGACAACCAUACAGAGUUGACUGGCAGAAAGAGACGCUUAAAC
Salvelinus namaycush (lake trout) is the source of this 744-nucleotide messenger RNA. Its product is annotated as transmembrane emp24 domain-containing protein 4-like. NCBI's taxonomy places the organism in Eukaryota, Metazoa, Chordata, Actinopteri, Salmoniformes, Salmonidae. The record is from RefSeq and is a predicted model, not a curated record. Gene Ontology annotation, cellular component: endoplasmic reticulum; Golgi apparatus; endoplasmic reticulum-Golgi intermediate compartment. The coding region runs from base 1 to 663 and encodes 220 amino acids. The transcript has 5 exons. Gene Ontology annotation, biological process: Golgi organization; endoplasmic reticulum to Golgi vesicle-mediated transport; intracellular protein transport.